This is a messenger RNA of Seriola aureovittata, 3357 nucleotides long. Its product is annotated as F-box only protein 40-like. Lineage: Eukaryota; Metazoa; Chordata; Actinopteri; Carangiformes; Carangidae. Gene Ontology annotation, molecular function: zinc ion binding; protein binding; ubiquitin protein ligase activity. Gene Ontology annotation, cellular component: cytoplasm. The coding region runs from base 178 to 2343 and encodes 721 amino acids. The transcript is spliced from 7 exons. The record is from RefSeq and is a predicted model, not a curated record.
AGGUUGAAAUCAAUUGUCAGCAGCACCACAACAUGCAUCAGAGGGAAGAAGGUGAGAGAGAUCUGCUGAUGACCGAGUGGACUGGUAACCCAAACCGUGUUUCUGACCACCUGUGUAAAAUUCUGGGACAGACGGCUACAGAUUAAAGAACAAAACUGGUGCAAGAGGAUCUGAAGGAUGAGUCAUCGUUCUCGAGCCUCCAAGGUGCGGCAGCAUGUCCACUGUGAUUCCUGCUACAGUCGGCGCUGCAGGGCUCGGGUGGAGGUCUCUGUGUGCUGUGCAGUCGUCCCCUGCCGCCUGCACUGUGGAGCUCUCUUCCACCUGUGUAAAGAGGAGGAUCACCUGCUGCUCUGCCCUAACGUGAGGGUGCCUUGCCUCAACGCUGGGUACGGCUGCCCGGUCCACCUCCCCCGCUCCUCGCAGGCAGCCCACCUCCAGGUGUGUCCGGCCAGCGUGGUGUGUUGCUCCAUGGAGUGGAACCGCUGGCCGGCCAACGAUGCCCAUUCUUAUCCAAACACCGAGCUGCAUGAAAACCUGCUCACAGAAAGAGAGAAGGGAGGAUGUCUGGACCUUGCUAUGGCCCUGAAAGACCAGGACCGCCUGUUUCACUCCAUUAAGAUGAAAAAACUGUUCCCUGAGCUCAUCCAGAGUGUGGAGGAGGAGGAGAAAGAAGAAGAGAGGAAGGAAGAGGAGAGGAGGAGGGAGGAGAAGAAGAAGAAAAAGGCUUCCUUGGAGAAAGAGGCGGCAGCAAAGGAAGCCGGUGCUCAGACUUGGCAGUCUUUUAACAAGUUUAACUUCCAUAUGCUUGAUGAAAAAGAAGAUGAGGAUGAAGAUGAGGUUGAGAUUGAGAUUGAAUAUGAGCAGGAGAUGACUCAAGAGGAGAGAGAGGCUAUUGCCACGGCAUCACUAGUGAAUACUGAUCUGUUAGACAACUACAACGCCUGGGAGCGCAUGUUCAGUAUGGAGAUGGGAGGCUGCAGGGAAGCUGGAGGGGAAGCUGUGGCAGGCAGAGGCCAGGACUUGGCUAAUGGGACAGGUAAAGGCCUUGGCACUCUGACAGAGGAAGACCCAGCGGACACCUGCGUCGGUGCAGCAGCAUCAAACAAUUGCAAACAGGCGAGCAGCGCACGUAUGGCUCUCUCCUCCUCCUCCUGUGGCACCGGCAAACCGAGGACGAAGAAAUUUGUGUAUGGAUCUGUGGAACCAAUGAAGAUUAUCACUGUGCGUACCUUUAAAAUCCCAUCCAGCUUCUCUGCCAGGCAGGGCCGCAUCCGCAACCCUGGUUUCUACAGGAGAGAGAGUCAAGCUGUGGAUACCAGCGACCUGGGGGUGGCGCUAGUAGAGAUGCCAGUGUGGGAGGAAAUUCAGGCCUCUCUGCUGUGCUCCCUGGAGAAGGAGCAAAGGGGUCACCUCAUCGCAGAGAGUCAGUGCACAGACGGUCUGUUACAAGAUGAAGGCACGCAGACCUACAACUUCCUGUCUGCUCCUUUCCGGAGAAACACGUCAUUGGCUGAUCUGACUGCUGGAAAACCUCUGGAGCUGCACCUUCAGCUGCAGGUGGAGAGCGUCACCAGCCGACACCACAAGGCUAGCUCCACCUUCACCUUCCUCUGUGGACACACCUUCCAGCGCAGAGAAUAUGGCAAACAUUAUAAAAACAUUCACAGCGACAUACAGAUGGGUGUGAAUGGAUGGUUCGAGCAGAGAUGCCCCCUGGCGUACCUGGGCUGCACCUACAGCCAGAGGAAGUUUCAGCCCUCCACGCAUGAAGCCAACGUCACCUACAAUGAGGAUCUGGGCUGCUUCAGCCUGCAUCCCACCACCCCUGCCUCUCUGGGUGAUGCCUCCCAGCCGUCCAGGAGCUCAGUGGACUCCUCCACAACUCAGAGAAGGAAGGGAGGUCGGGCGGGAGGAGGGGAGGACUCUCUGAGCUCGCUGCCAUAUGAGGUGCUGUGCCACAUGGCCACUUUCCUGGACAGUCUGUCCCUGUCCCAGCUGGCUCUGGUGUCCCGGCUCAUGAGGCAGGUGUGCUCCUCUCUGCUGCAGGAGAGAGGGAUGGUCACCCUCUGCUGGGAGAGGAAGACCUACUCACAUGGAGGAGCCAAGUGGAGGGUGAAACAGAGGGUUUGGCAGUUUAGCACCUUGUUCUCUCCCGUGGACACUUGGUGCUUCCAAGACGUGCCGUCCAUAUCGGAGCAUCUAAAGGUUUGUCCCUUCUAUGAGAGGGAGUCCAGAACAGAGAAGAUUCACCUGCCACGUAUCAGAGAAGAAGUCCAAACCAACACAAGCUGCAAAGGUCCCACUCUAGUUAGUUUGUUCCAGGAGAAGAGGAUCAUGAUGUAGAGUGAUUUGCUGCUCUAAUCUGUUAUUACAAAACAGGUGACCUGCCAGGUUUGGGUGCUACCAGGGAUAGCACCUCUGUUUCUCUCCCCAUUUAUUCCUUGUUGCUGCUGUCCACUUCCAUAUGAAAAUAAGGGAGAAAAAUGCCAUUAAAAAUAAUAAAAGUGUGAGUUAUGGGGAUUAGUAUACACUGAUGUAACACUAAAACAGGAAUUGACUCAGUCUUUAAUCUUAGCCACAUAAUGAAGUAGAAAACAGAAUCAGUUAUUUUUGACCUGGAGAAAUGCAGUGCUGCCUCCCUCUAGUGGCUCUUACUGGUAUUGUGUGUAUUAGUGAGAAAGUCUGCUCUGAGCAGUCUGUAAAACAGCACAGUGUUCAUGGUAGAGAUGAGACUCAGGCCCGCCGUCCCCAUCAUCAGGAUGUAGCGAGGUAUAUGUUCACUAUGACCUGCCAGCCAGCGGGCCAUCCAACCCAGCGUACAGACACGAAACACCAGGAACCUGACGGCAAGACAGAUAAUCAGUGUGAAAACCUGAGCAAACAAAACACUCAAAGCAUUUUGAUAAAACACACUUUUACAACAAACAAGCUCAAGAUAAACUAAAGCAGUCAAACUAGACUUUGACACAGAUUCCCUCCACAAGACCGGGCCACAAGGUGGAGGAUGGACAACCUGUCAUAGGUGAUGUUCUACUUCAGUGGUGCAAAUUUCUGACCUAUUUGUGAUUAAUAAAACUACAUAGACCCACAUGAUGUAGAGUAGACCUGGGGCAUUAGGGGUCUCUGGGGGUCUGGGGCGGAUGUUGCCCACUUUGCCCUGUUGAUAAUUCAGCUUGGAUUGUAGAAGACAGACACGUCUAACUGUCAAACGGUCACAAACUUGACUGCUUAUUGACGAACAUGAGCUUGUUUGGUUGCGCUGUGAUCAGAACCACCAGCUGCUCCUCUGUUGUAUUUCUGACGAAGUAGCUGCUCAGAGAGUGUUUGUUGAAUUAUUAAACUGUACUUUCCUGUUAC